AGGUGCCCGUCGGCCUCCGGAGAGGAGGACCCCCGCUCUCCCCCUGCCGAGAGGGCCCUGACGGGGCCUGGAGGGGGCCGCCAUGCGUCUCCUGCGCUGCCUCAUGAAGGGCCAGUCGGCGCUGGCCGGGGCGCCCAAGUACAUCGAGCACUUCAGCAAGUUCUCGCCGUCGCCGCUCUCCAUGAAGCAGUUCCUGGACUUCGGCUCCAGCAAUGCCUGUGAAAAGACCUCCUUCACUUUCCUCCGCCAAGAACUUCCCGUCCGGCUGGCCAACAUCAUGAAGGAGAUCAACCUUCUCCCGGACCGUGUGCUGAGCACCCCCUCCGUUCAACUGGUGCAAAGUUGGUAUGUGCAGAGCUUGCUGGACAUCAUGGUGUUCCUGGAUAAGGACCCUGAGGACCAAGGGACCCUGGGACAGUUCACGAACGCCCUGGUCACAAUCCGCAACCGUCACAACGACGUGGUCCCCACCAUGGCACAGGGAGUGAUCGAAUACAAGGAGGCUUAUGGGGACGACCCUGUUUCCAACCAAAACAUCCAGUACUUCCUGGACCGCUUCUACCUUAGCCGCAUCUCCAUCCGUAUGCUGAUUAACCAGCACACCUUGAUCUUCGACGGCAGCACCAACCCGGCCCAUCCCAAGCACAUUGGCAGCAUCGAUCCCCACUGCAAUGUCUCGGACGUGGUCAGAGAUGCUUACGACAUGGCCAAGCUGUUGUGUGACAAAUACUACUUGGCUUCUCCUGACCUGGAGAUCCAGGAGGUGAAUGCCACUGGAGCAAGACCUCACCCAUGGCCUACUAACCAGAUUGACCAGUCCAUCCUCAUGGUCUACGUCCCAUCUCACUUGUACCACAUGCUCUUUGAGCUCUUCAAGAAUGCCAUGAGGGCCACUGUAGAAAGCCACGAGUCCAGCCCCACGUUGCCACCCAUCAAGGUGAUGGUGGCCUUGGGGCAAGAGGAUCUCUCCAUCAGGAUGAGCGACCGAGGAGGUGGGGUUCCCCUCCGCAAGAUUGAACGGCUCUUCAGCUACAUGUAUUCCACAGCACCCAAACCGGAGCUGGGCACUGGUGGGACGCCACUGGCUGGCUUUGGCUAUGGACUGCCUAUUUCCAGACUCUAUGCCAAGUAUUUUCAAGGUGACCUUCAGCUCUUCUCCAUGGAGGGUUUUGGGACAGAUGCAGUCAUCUAUUUGAAGGCCUUGUCAACGGAUUCGGUGGAGAGGCUCCCAGUGUACAACAAGUCAGCGUGGCGCCACUACCAGACCAGCCAGGAGGCCGAUGACUGGUGCGUGCCCAGCACGGAACCCAAGAACACCUCCACCUACCGGGUGACCUAAGCCAAGCCUUCGGGUGUUAAGAAGGAAAGGGUUCACGCCCCGCCUUCAACAUGGAAAAGCCAAACUUUGGUGAGGGGAGAAAGACCAAUGAGCAUCACCAGCGCAAACCCACUUCAUGUUUGAGAGCUCAGCGGACCUUUCCUGUUGGCUGGCCUGGCCGAUGCGCCAGCGAUUCAGGAGCCUGAUUACUUUCUCAGAUGUGUUUUUGGAAGUAUGUAGAAUAGAUCUCUUUUACCGUAUCACCCUAAACCUGCAUGGAACUUCUCCCUGCUGCACCCCCAGUCCUGUCCUUUGGUCUAGCGGCCUGGAAUGGGCCUUCCUGUGGGGGUGGGGGUGGGGGUCUGUUUUUAUCAUAUUUAGUUUUUGCUCACAGCACUUUUAUUACUCCUGGACCAUAAAAUGGAAGGGUUUUUAGAGCUUUGGAGGGCUGGGCAUUAACAUUCGGAGAGGAAUCGAGGGGGAUCUGCAAAAGAGAAUGACGGCUGGAAUUGACAUGUGUGGGCUGAUGGUGUUAAGCUUCCUGAUGCGGAGAGGAUAGCUCAUGGCAGGGGGUGGGGGUGGGGCGGGGAAUGUAGAAAACGUAACACAUGAGAAUGGCCCAGUUGGAUACACUCAGGGUAAGUCAGAGAAAAUUGAGGACAGGGUUGCUUUUCAGUGCAAGCACCAGGAGAGCAGAAUAGCACGUGCCUCUUCUUGCAUUAUGAUCUGUGUGCUUUACCCAAGACAUAUAUGAAUGUUCAAGUUGCUAAAUACUGGCAAUUUUAACAGUGGGAGGAGCUGUAUCCAAACUAGGGACAAACUUUAGAAGUGCAAUAGGACACAGGGAGGCUUAAGGGAGUUGGCUGGGCCAACCUUAGUUGGAGGGCUCAGCAUUUCUUUUCUUGGCCUUUGUGGGGUCCCUGAUCAUCUGGUUUGUUCACCGUGGACAGAAAUUUGCUCUUUUGCCCAGCGCUGCUCAGCUCCUAGUGAGGAUUGUGUUGGCGUGCAAAUCCAAAGCUUCCAUUUAGAACAAAGGCGCUGCAGGUCCUGCUCUCAGUAAGCAACGUGUUGCCAUGAAUGGGGGGGCCAGGUGUUCGGUUCAGCCUUCCGGUGAUGAAAUCCUUGUUGACUGUUGGGCUGUUUUCCAAUCAGCUGGGCUAUUUGGGAAGUGGCGGCGGACUCGCAAGGGGGAAAACCUGGAACAGAAGAAACCACUAGGCAAGACCGGGCCUAGUUUCUCCAGGUGGUUGGGGUGUGUGUGAGAUGGGAGUGUUGGGGGCUUCCUUCCUGCCCUUCAGCUGCAGCUGAAUGAGUGGUGGCGGCAGGGUGGGGUGUUCCGGCAGAGACUGUUUCUUUGCUGAAUCACCUACCUCCAGUGCUUGGGAAGAAGUCGGCAAAAAGAGCUAUUUGCAGUACCACCAUAGAGUGUCUAGUGCAGGAGGUACUGAGACCGUAGAACCUUUCCUUCGCCCCUUAUUUCCUCUCCUGCUUCCUCUCCCAGUGGCUCUUGCUAGCAUCUCCUUUUCCUGGUCCUUAUUCAAAACAAGUGGAAACUGAAAUGUGCAAGAGCAGCUUUGCAUUCUGCCUAGGAACUGCCACUGGCUUCUGAUUCUGCCCCGUCCUUUGUCCCUAGAUCCCUCUGCCUUCACCUUCUGCACCUGCCUUUUUGCCUCCCAUGGCCCUUACAAGCCACCCUCUCGUUGUUUCCAUCUCAGCCCCCUCCCACCCCGCUCCAUGGCAUGCUCUUAAAUUGUCUGGAAGGCGUCCUUGCGCACGCACACACACACACUUUUAUUCUCUGGGUGGAAUCUCGGAGAGGUUCAAGAUGCAAAAGCUGCCACAGUGUUCUUUGCUCACUGAUCAGAAGGAAAAAAAACCAUUAAAUUUGAACUA
Messenger RNA from Elgaria multicarinata webbii, 3211 nucleotides. It is a transcript of the gene PDK2, whose product is annotated as pyruvate dehydrogenase kinase 2. The record is from RefSeq and is a predicted model, not a curated record. NCBI's taxonomy places the organism in Eukaryota, Metazoa, Chordata, Lepidosauria, Squamata, Anguidae. Bases 83 to 1339 code for a protein of 418 amino acids. The transcript is spliced from 12 exons. Gene Ontology annotation, molecular function: pyruvate dehydrogenase (acetyl-transferring) kinase activity. Gene Ontology annotation, biological process: regulation of glucose metabolic process; protein phosphorylation. Gene Ontology annotation, cellular component: mitochondrion.